Columba livia (rock pigeon) is the source of this 2026-nucleotide messenger RNA. It is a transcript of the gene PIGM, whose product is annotated as phosphatidylinositol glycan anchor biosynthesis class M. Gene Ontology annotation, biological process: GPI anchor biosynthetic process. The transcript has a single exon. Lineage: Eukaryota; Metazoa; Chordata; Aves; Columbiformes; Columbidae. The coding region runs from base 120 to 1376 and encodes 418 amino acids. Gene Ontology annotation, cellular component: membrane; glycosylphosphatidylinositol-mannosyltransferase I complex. The record is from RefSeq and is a predicted model, not a curated record. Gene Ontology annotation, molecular function: alpha-1,4-mannosyltransferase activity; GPI mannosyltransferase activity.
CGCCUUUCUCCCCCUUCCCCCGCGCAGAGAGGCGGAAGUCGGGGCUGAGCUCACGCGCGCGCUCGUCCCGCCGCGCGGGGCACGCGGGAGCUGCGCGCGGGGUACGCCGGCCCGCGGGGAUGGCGCCGGGACUGCGCGCGGCGCUGUGCGCGGGGCUGCUGGCGAGGCUGGGCCUGGUGCUGUGCGGGCUGCUCCAGGACCGCGCCAUGCGCGUGCGGUACACCGACGUCGACUACCGGGUCUUCACCGACGCGGCGCGGCUGGUGACCGAGGGCCGGUCGCCCUACCGGCGGGCCACCUACCGCUACACGCCGCUCCUGGCCUGGCUCCUGACGCCCAACGUCCGCCUCGCCGAGGCCUUCGGGAAGCUGCUCUUCGUGGUGGGGGACCUGGCGGCUGCUGUCGUCGCCUACCGGGCCCUGCGGCGCCGAGGGGCCGCCGCCGGGCAGGCCUGCGGGUGCUGCGCUGCCGCCUGGCUCCUCAACCCGCUGCCCAUGGCCGUCUCCAGCCGGGGCAACGCGGAGGCCCUGGUCGCGCUGCUGGUGCUCGCCACCCUGUACUUCGUGGAAGCGGGGAGCGUAGGGAAGGCCGCCAUCUGCUACGGGCUGUCUGUGCACAUGAAAAUAUACCCGCUGACCUAUGCGCUGCCCAUAGCGCUCCACCUGCAGAGCCCGCAGCGCGCUGGAGGAGGGGUGGUGGGCACGGGGCACGGCAAAAAAGCAAAGUUUACAUUUGUAGGGUACAUCUGGCAGCUUUUUGUAAAGAUGCUGAACCGUGACGUGCUGCUUUUUGGAGCAGUUGCUGGAUCUGUGAUAACUGCUUUAACCGUGGCGUUUUAUCACCUCUACGGCUGGGAGUUUCUGGAGCAUGCCUACCUCUACCACCUGACCAGGAGAGAUAUCCGUCAUAACUUCUCUCCCUAUUUCUACAUGUUGUACCUAACUGCAGAGAGCAAAUGGAGUUUUGCCCUUGGGCUCGCAGCUUUCCUGCCCCAGCUGCUCUUGCUUCUAGUUGUGUCCAUAGCAUUUUACAGAGACCUUGCCUUCUGUUGUUUCCUACACACUGUUAUUUUUGUGAGUUUUAACAAAGUAUGCACAUCCCAGUACUUUGUCUGGUAUCUCUGCCUUUUGCCCCUUAUAAUGCCUAGUGUUAAGAUGUCUUGGCGCCGUGGUGUACUGCUGCUUGUUCUGUGGUUUGUUGGACAAGGCCUGUGGCUUGCUCCCGCGUACUUUCUGGAAUUUAGAGGAUAUAAUACUUUUUUACUUAUAUGGUUAGCAGGCUUGCUUUUCCUUUUUAUUAAUAGCUUCAUACUCAUUCAGAUUAUUUCACAUUAUCAAAAUGAAGCACAAGUUGCAAAAAAACUCAAACAACGGUAGUAAACAGGCCACAAUCCAGAAACAGCACUACUGUCUUUGAUAAGGCUUUUCAUACCACCAGCACUUUGUUUAAUACAGAUGUGUGUACAUUGUACUGAAGUAUGUUGUAUGUAAGUGGUAUUUUGUCAGGGCCUGUGAGGUCACAGAUUGGCCUUAGUUGCCCUGAGGAGCCCCAGUGCCUGCAGGUGUACUGUCACCUAUGUGGACCUUGGAGCUGCAUUGGAACCUUCUCUCCAGCCCUGUCUCCUGCUGGGACUCCCUGGAGGGACCCUGGACCAGUUCAUCACUUGCCAUGUCUGGGGCCGUGGGUUGAAUCUGUCACCAGCACCCGUCUCCACCUGCCAUCUGCAGACACAGUGUGACUGUGCCGUGCUGAGGGAGGUGAUGGCCUGUGCCGGGGUCACUCUCAGCUCCAUAGCCCCAUGUGGAACUGCCCUAUGUGGAACAUAGGUCCAUAACCCCAUGUGGAACUGCCCCAGCUUUUGUACCCCUGGCACCCUUUUUCUCCUUGUUCCUUGUUGAAGACAGCGGCUUCUGGGAAAGCACAUGAGGUUAUAAAGCGAUGCUGGAGUUUCAGAGUCUUGUACAUUCCAGUAAGCAGGUGGGGUUUUUUGCAAGGGUUAAGCUAAUGAAUAAAUAUAAGGCAAUCA